AUGGAAUUUUCAACUAAAGGAUUUAGAAAUUGGAAAAAAAUUUUUGGCUCUAGAGGAAAAGGAUCGAAAUACACUAAAUCAAAGUUGGAGUUGCAUUCUAUUUGUCAGUACCAUUUGACUUGUAUGACAAAGUGGCAUGCACAUAUCCAAUCUAAAACUACUGGUUCUGUUCAUACAUUAGUUACAAAUGCGCACCGUGAUAAAAUAUUAGAAAAUAGAGAUUACAUGCUAACAUUAAUUGAUAUCAUAUUAUUUUUGGCAAAUCAAGGAGUAGCAUUUAGAGGUCAUAUUGAAAAUGAAACAUCUUUGAAUCAAGGUAACUUAAAAGAAGCAUGCAAACUAAUGGCAAAGUAUAAUCCAACUUUUGCUUUAAAUUAUGCUAAACCAACAAGCUGGUUAAUACAAAAUGAAAUCAUUGAAAUAUGCGCUAAAUAUGUAAGGAAUACUAUUGUUGAAGAUAUAACAAGUGCUGGAAUGUAUAGCCUUUCGUGUGAUGAAUCUCGAUGCCACAAGGAAGAACAGUUAGCUGUGUGUGUUCGUUACCCAAAAAACCUAAAAGUAGAGGAAAGAUUUGUUGGAUUUUUAGAUGUAUCUCAAAGUCAAAAUGCUGACAGUUUAAUUGGUGCUCUAUUACAGUUUUUAAAUUAUUUGAACUUGGACAAAAUUAAUAUAAUGGUCAUUCAUAUGACGGUGCUAGCGUGAUGUCAGGUCAUACUGGUGGAGUUCAGGCAAAGCUUAAAGAAAUACAUCCUAAAGCUAUUUAUGUACACUGUAUGGCACACAAAUUAAAUCUUGUGGUCAUUGAUAUGUGUAAACAUUUAAAGGUGAGAUCAAAUAUAUUUAUAAAUGUAACAAAUGUAUACAUAUUUAUUUCAGUUGUGGAGUAUUAAAUUCUGACAUUCUGUGCUUUAAUAAAAAUGAUAUGACAUCAAGUAUUUUAAAAUUUAAUUUGAGGACGCGCGGAAUUUAUUUAAUGGCCUGGAAGCGUUGUAUGUUCAUUUUAAUCAACCUACGAAAAAUAAAAAAAUGACUGACAUUCAAGAAAAACUAGGAGUUAAAAAAACAAAAAUCCCACAGUUAUCAGAUAUUCCAUGGGUCUGCCGUUAUAAGAGUUGUAACUCAGUCAUCGCAAAUUUUAAACCUAUUCUAUAUAUUCUUGAUGAAGAAAUAGAAUUACAAAAAGAUAAAGAUGUUGCCUAAGCAAUAGGUCUACUGUCUACAAUAAAGAAUGGGAAAUUUGUGGUACAUUUGUUUGUUCUUAAUGAUAUUUUAAAAAUUAUUAACAUUCUAAGUACUCAAUUGCAAUCAAAGUCUACAACUCUUGGAAAAUCUAGUUCAUUAGUAUGUGGUGUGAUUGAUACUCUGAAAAAUAACCGUUCAGAUGUAUAUUUUGAUAACCUGUGGAAUGAUAUUACUAUAUUUUGUGAAGAACAUGAUGUGUCACUGGAUAUUCCUUCACAAGGUGGCUCUAAACGUCUUAGAAGGGAACCUACAUAUUUACAACAGUAUGCUGUAAUGUCAACUACUUCGGCAGAAGAAGACCGUGUUAAUGAU
Messenger RNA from Sipha flava (yellow sugarcane aphid), 1554 nucleotides. RefSeq names its product zinc finger MYM-type protein 1-like. The record is from RefSeq and is a predicted model, not a curated record. Lineage: Eukaryota; Metazoa; Arthropoda; Insecta; Hemiptera; Aphididae. Bases 1 to 702 code for a protein of 233 amino acids. The transcript has 5 exons.